CUCCCCCCCCCCCCCUCACCCUGUUCCCUGUUGCUUUUGCCACUAUGCUCGCCAUCUCUCGUUCCCUGACCCGCCUGGCCCCGGCUAUGGGCGUUGUCCGCCGCGGUCUUGCCACCAACGCCGUUGCCACGGUCACCCCCACCCCGACCGAGGUCACUGGCACUGACACCUGGAGCCCGAACCAGGCUAGCCGUGUGGGCUCCAUGACUGGUCCUCGUUUCCUUGAUGUCGACCUCAGCCUCCAGCCGAUGCCCAAGCCCGCCAUCGACCUGAUUGCCGAGCAGCCGGUCAUCGAGGUUGCUGGUCGCGUCGCCUCCUGCGACGGCGGCCACCCUGCCCUUGGCCACCCCACCGUCUACAUCAACCUUGACGACCCCUCGGCUCCGCACUCCUGCGGCUACUGUGGCCUCCGCUUCCGCCAGGCCAAGUAGAUUCCCCACUCCCGGGAGCGUUGAGCGCACCAUUGCCCCUCCCUCCCCCCUCUCUCAGGUGCUUUGCUGUGCCUUCCCCCCCCCCCCCCCUGAGAGGGGUCCCUCCCGACUCUCCCCCUCCCUUCCUGGUUACCGCUCCGCCCCCUCCGCCUCUUCCCCCUCACAGGCCGAAGCACCACAUGUUCCUUUGUUGAUUGCGUUCUCGCGCCGCUACACUUGCCUCGAAACAAGUGCAGAUCCCUCCCCUUCCCUCUUCCUCCCCCUUGUAAAUAUGAUUUCAGUUCACACCCUGUCGGCUGGCGGUGUGCGCCCGUACGCGCUCGCCACGUCCGUGUAGGAACAAUAAAGAAAGACGCACCGUGUCCACGGGAGA
This is a messenger RNA of Fonticula alba, 804 nucleotides long. RefSeq names its product NADH dehydrogenase (ubiquinone) Fe-S protein 6. The record is from RefSeq and is a predicted model, not a curated record. The transcript has 4 exons. Gene Ontology annotation, biological process: mitochondrial electron transport, NADH to ubiquinone. NCBI's taxonomy places the organism in Eukaryota, Rotosphaerida, Fonticulaceae. Bases 45 to 431 code for a protein of 128 amino acids.